CCCCGGCCGGCCCGAGCAGCAGAGGCGGCGGUGGAGGCGGCACCGGCAGGAUGAGCGGAUCACAGAGCAAUGAUACCAAAAGACAGUUUCUACUAGAACGGCUGCUGGAUGCUGUUAAACAGUGCCAGAUCCGCUUUGGAGGGAGAAAGGAAAUAGCAUCAGAUUCUGAUAGCAGAGUGACUUGUCUGUGUGCCCAGUUUGAAUCUGUGUUACAGCAUGGCUUGAAGAGGAGUCGGGGAUUAGCAUUAACGGCAGCAGCAAUCAAACAGGCAGCAGGAUUCUCUAGCAAGACAGAGACAGAGCCUGUAUUUUGGUACUAUGUGAAGGAAGUCCUGAAUAAGCAUGAACUACAGCGCUUCUACUCUCUGAGAAACAUCAGCACUGAUGUGGGAAGAGGGCGAGCUUGGCUGCGUUGUGCCCUCAACGAACACUCCUUGGAGCGCUACAUCCACAUGCUACUGGCUGACAAAAUUAGAUUGAGCAUUUUCUAUGAAGACUGGGCGUUUGUGAUGGAUGAAGAACGGUCUAGCAUGCUCCCUACCAUGGCAGCUGGUCUGAAUUCUAUACUCUUUGCGAUCAAUAUCGACAACAAGGACCUGAAUGGGCAGAGUAAGUACACUCCAACUGUCUCUGACCUCCUAAAGGAAUCUACUCAAAAUGUGACCUCCUUGCUGAAGGAAUCCACCCAAGGUGUGAGCAGUCUUCUUCGAGAGAUCACAGCAUCUACUGCUGUCUCCAUCCUAAUCAAACCAGAUCAGGAAUCUGACCCUUUACCAGUUGUAUCCAGGAAUGUCAAUGCUGAUGUAAAAUGUAAAAAGGAUAGGAAAAAGAAAAAGAAGGUAACUAAUAUAAUUUCAUUUGAUGAUGAGGAAGAUGAGCAAAACUUUGGGGACAUUUUUAAAAAGACAGGUGGAACAGGAGAAAGCUCAGAAGAGAAUUCAGAUCGAUCAUCAGUUAAUAUCAUGUCCACUUUUGAAAGUCCCUUUGGACCAAAUUCUAAUGGAAGCCAGAGUAGCAACUCGUGGAAAAUUGAUUCUAUGUCUUUUAAUGGGGAAUAUGGAUAUCAGAAGCUGGAUGUGAAGAGUAUUGAUGAUGAAGAUAUUGAUGAAAAUGAAGAUGAAGUUUAUGGAAAACCAGUUGGGCAAAAAAGCAUGGAAGAUCACACGGAGGUUUCUGAGAAGCCCCUGGAUGGCAACACCUGCCUUUCACAGAUGCACAGCUGGGCUCCCCUGCAGGUGCUUCAUGGUGAUUCUGAUGUCCUUUUUCCUCUCAGUGGAGUGGGAUCUUAUGCCCCAGCAGAUGCCAACUUAAAUAACCUGGAGAAUGGCAGUGGACCCCAGAGCAGCAUUCUUACUGGGCCUGAACUUCAAUACAGUGUGGAAGCCAGUCCUCCAGUCCAAGGGAGCCCUUUAGACAGCCUCUUGCCUUCCACACCUGUGCCAGAAUCAAUGACCAUUAAUGAACUGCGUCAAGCUAUUGUGGCUAUGAUGAACAGAAAGGAUGAAUUGGAAGAAGAAAACAGAUCAUUGAGGAACCUGCUUGAUGGCGAGAUGGAACACUCUGCAGUGCUCAGGCAAGAAAUUGACAACUUGAAACGAAAAGUGUCAGAACAGGAAGAGCGACAUGUCGCAAAGAUCCAGGCAUUGGCAAGAGAAAAUGAAGUACUGAAAGUACAACUAAAGAAGUAUGUGGGAGCUGUCCAGAUGCUGAAAAGAGAAGGACAAACUGCUGAAGUUGUGCCAAACCUUUGGAACACUGAUGGAGAAGUUACCGUCCCGGAGCAAAAGCCUGUAGAAGUCAGUGAGGAACUUGCAAGCUCCUAUGAAAGAAAGCUCAUAGAGGUGGCAGAAAUGCAUGGAGAACUUAUUGAGUUCAAUGAGCGACUACACCGAGCUCUGAUUGCUAAGGAAGCUCUUGUAUCCCAGAUGAGACAGGAACUCAUUGAUCUUCGAGGACCAGUGCCUGGAGAUUUGAGUCAAACAUCUGAAGACCAAAGUUUGUCAGAUUUUGAAAUAUCAAACCGAGCUCUGAUAAAUGUCUGGAUUCCCUCUGUUUUUCUUCGGGGGAAGGCUGCUAAUGCAUUCCAUGUAUAUCAGGUCUAUAUCAGGAUAAAGGAUGAUGAGUGGAAUGUAUAUAGAAGAUAUGCCGAAUUCAGGAGUUUGCAUCACAAGUUACAGAACAAAUAUCCUCAAGUGAGGGCCUACAGUUUCCCACCUAAAAAGGCCAUUGGAAAUAAGGAUGCCAAGUUUGUAGAGGAGAGACGAAAACAACUACAGAAUUACUUAAGAAAUGUUAUGAACAAAAUAAUCCAGGCUGUCCCAGAGUUUGCAUCCAAUCCCAAAAAAGAGACUCUUAUUCAAUUGAUGCCAUUUUUCAUUGACAUUACGCCUCCUGGAGAACCAGUAAGCAAAAACAGUCGGACCAGAGUGGCAUCCCGCUUCCCCAAGUUAUCCCGGAACCAUCCAAGGGAGCCUCGCAAUGUGGAACCGCAGAGUGGGGACCUCUGAUCCUUUUGCAAGCUCCCAGAUGCUGGUGCUCUGUACUUUUCAAACUGGCCCAGUGCUUCUGACCUGUCUGAGGCAGCUGGCUCCUUAGCCUCAGAGGAAAAAUCAGUCAUGCUACAUUAACCCUGGAAAAAGGACACCAUCCACACCAUGGUUUCUCACUCUGAUUAAACAGGUCACCCAGAAGGCAGCAUGUGCUCAUUGUCCUAAAGAAAAAGGCUCCUCACCUGGAAAUGCAGUAGCAUGGUAACUGAUUUCCCCUUGGCCGCUGCCUUUUUGCAUUCAAAUUUUCCUAACUGUGUCUUAAGGCAGUCUAAGAUUCACUGCCCUUGGCCUCUUACAGGAGACACCUGAUGCAGCUGGUGGGAGUUGCAAGGGGCACCAGGUCAAGAGACCAGAUGCCUUUGUUUUUGAGGUGCACAACAGAGAUUUUUCUCUUUUUCAGAAAGCUAUGAUUGAAAACAACCUCUGACUUUUUCCUUUGAGGGAGGAAAUAGGAUGACUGUUAUUUUGUUUUUUCUAUGUAACUGUCUGCUACUAUCCAUGGACUCCUCACUAUCAUUUGGGGGCUCUCUAUAUAUGUUUAAAAUACAGCAAGCAGUAUAGUACAAGUGACCUAAAUAGCUAUUUCCAAGUUUCUCUUUCCUAAUGGCUUGUUCCCUAUGACUCCUUUGGGGAAGAGCCUGAUAAGUCCAAGAUUUUGUUGGCUUUUUAUUUUUAAAGCAGCUCUUUUGUUUUUGCCACAGGAGUGGAGACAGCCCUAAAUACACAUCUUUUCCUAAAUAAAACUGAACAAUUUAAUAAGAAAGUUAAUACCAAGGUAAUCCAAUCUUGAAUGGAAUUCUGAGCCUUUUGUUAGGUCCCGUGACAGGUUGUCAACUUGGCUGUUACAGAAAUCCUCUUUAUUAAAACUGGAGGCUGUUUGGGCAUUUUUUUGUCAUUCAACAUAUGAAAUGGGUUAGAAGUGGCAAAAAGACCUACUAGUCAUUACCUUUGUAGAAAAAGAAUGUCUUGUGCCUUAGGGUAACUAAAGAGGCUGAAAACUCAGUUAGGGGUUGAGUUCCUGGGCUUCCUUGCAGUGCUGAGCAUCUCACUGGCUAUUUAGGAUGAGUUCUGAACUAAAUAUUUUUGGCUGUCAUUAUUCACCCUUCUCCCCCCCCCCCCC
Molecule: messenger RNA, 3669 nt
Organism: Vombatus ursinus (common wombat)
Lineage: Eukaryota; Metazoa; Chordata; Mammalia; Diprotodontia; Vombatidae
Gene: SNX29
Product: sorting nexin 29
Exons: 21
Coding region: 51-2507 (818 amino acids)
Molecular function (GO): phosphatidylinositol binding
Source: RefSeq, a predicted model, not a curated record